AUGAAUUCGUAUAACAUCACAAUUCCAACCCUCAUUCCACCAAUACACAAAUCCAACUCCCAUUCCACUUACACACAAAUCAAACCCCCAUUCCACCAACACACAAAUCCAAUUCCCAUUCCACCUACACACCAAUCCAACCCCCAUUCCUCCUACACACAAAUCCAACCCCCAUUCCUCCUACACACAAAUCCAAUUCCCAUUCCACCUACACACAAAUCCAACUCCCAUUCCACCAACACAAAUCCAAUUCCCAUUCCACCUACACACCAAUCCAACCCCCAUUCCACCUACACACCAAUCCAAUUCCCAUUCCACCUACACACAAAUCCAAACCCCCAUUCCACCUACACACAAAUCCAACUCCCAUUCCACCUACACACAAAUCCAACCCCCAUUCCACCUACACACCAAUCCAAUUCCCAUUCCACCUACACACAAAUCCAAUUCCCAUUCCACCUACACACAAAUCCAACCCCCAUUCCUCCUACACACAAAUCCAAUUCCCAUUCCACCUACACACAAAUCCAACUCCCAUUCCACCAACACACAAAUCCAACUCCCAUUCCACUUACACACAAAUCAAACCCCCAUUCCACCAACACACAAAUCCAACUCCCAUUCCACCUACACACAAAUCCAAUUCCCAUUCCACCUACACACCAAUCCAACCCCCAUUCCUCCUACACACAAAUCCAACCCCCAUUCCUCCUACACACAAAUCCAAUUCCCAUUCCACCAACACAAAUCCAACUCCCAUUCCACCAACACACAAAUCCAACUCCCAUUCCACUUACACACAAAUCAAACCCCCAUUCCACCAACACACAAAUCCAACUCCCAUUCCACCUACACACAAAUCCAAACCCCAUUCCUCCUACACACAAAUCCAAUUCCCAUUCCACCUACACACCAAUCCAACCCCCAUUCCACCUACACACAAAUCCAACCCCCAUUCCACCUACACACAAAUCCAACCCCUAUUCCACCAACACACAAAUCCAACCCCCAUUCCACUUACACACAAAUCAAACCCCCAUUCCACCAACACACAAAUCCAACUCCCAUUCCACCUACACACAAAUCCAAUUCCCAUUCCACCUACACACCAAUCCAACCCCCAUUCCUCCUACACACAAAUCCAAUUCCCAUUCCACCUACACACCAAUCCAACCCCCAUUCCUCCUACACACAAAUCCAACCCCCAUUCCUCCUACACACAAAUCCAAUUCCCAUUCCAUUCCCAUUCCACCAACACAAAUCCAACUCCCAUUCCACCAACACACAUCCAACUCCACACUUACACACAAAUCAAACCCCCAUUCCACCAACACACAAAUCCAACUCCCAUUCCACCUACACACAAAUCCAAUUCCCAUUCCACCUACACACCAAUCCAACCCCCAUUCCUCCUACACACAAAUCCAAUUCCCAUUCCACCUACACACCAAUCCAACCCCCAUUCCUCCUACACACAAAUCCAAUUCCCAUUCCACCUACACACCACAACCCCCAUUCCUCCUACAUACAAAUCCAACCCCCAUUCCUCCUACACACAAAUCCAAUUCCCAUUCCACCUACACACCAAUCCAACCCCCAUUCCACCAACAUACAAAUCAAACCCCCAUUCCACCUACACACAAAUCCAAACCCCAUUCCUCCUACACACCAAUCCAACCCCCAUUCCUCCUACACACACCAAUCCAUUCCACCUACACACCAAUCCAACCCCCAUUCCACCUACACACAAAUCCAACCCCCAUUCCACCUACACACCAAUCCAACCCCCAUUCCACCUACACACCAAUCCAACCCCCAUUCCACCAACAUACAAAUCCAACCCCCAUUCCACCAACACACAUAUCCAACCCCCAUUCCACCAACAUACCUUACCAACUAUUCAAACAUUAG
Molecule: messenger RNA, 1911 nt
Organism: Ylistrum balloti
Lineage: Eukaryota; Metazoa; Mollusca; Bivalvia; Pectinida; Pectinidae
Exons: 1
Coding region: 1-1911 (636 amino acids)
Source: RefSeq, a predicted model, not a curated record